Messenger RNA from Stegodyphus dumicola, 385 nucleotides. RefSeq names its product BLOC-1 related complex subunit 7 (gene BORCS7). NCBI's taxonomy places the organism in Eukaryota, Metazoa, Arthropoda, Arachnida, Araneae, Eresidae. Gene Ontology annotation, cellular component: BORC complex. The record is from RefSeq and is a predicted model, not a curated record.
AGGAAAGAAAUCCAUGUUGGAUGUAAACAGGAAAGUUUGACGGAAUUUCGUACAUGUAGAUAUAGUUUGACGUAAUUAUUAAAGUACAUAUUUUAAGAUGAGUGCCCCUACAUCAGCAUCUAGUGCAAGGAAUUUGUUCACUGAAUCUAAAGCUCGUUUAUCAGACAGAAUUCAAGUAAACGUAAUAGGCACUGGAACUUUAGCGAAACAGAUAGUUCGUGGUUCGAAGUCUAAUGAGACGCUAAUGCACACUGCACGUAAUUUUGCUUUGCAAGAAUAUGCCCUUGACAAUUCUGAAACUAAUCUCAAAAGAAUGCAACUGUUGACAAAUCAUCUGAAUUUACAAUUGGAUAAUAUCAGAAAAGUAAGAUUAUGUUUUUUUAAU